UCCAGUUUUCUUUGCUCAUGCAGCUCUCGUAAGUCACAGUGUCCAGUCCAUGCUCUUCGAUUCUUCUGCUGAUCUCUACAAUGCCUUAGCUGCACAAUAACUAAGACCUUUCAGACACUGCAUCGAAGCUUCAAAACCUUCUUUAUUUAUUUAUUUAUUUAUUUUUGGCGUGUGUGUGUGUGUGCGCGCCCUUGUGCAGUGGUUGGACAGUGUAAAUUUCAAGGUGUGUUUAAUGCUUUGUAACCGAUAUAUUGAUAGAGCGGAAUGGUAUCAGAUUUAGAUAAUUGAUGGGCUUUCGUAGGCGUGUAUAUUUCAAUCAGAGUGGAGGGAUCAUCUCGGUUUGGAGUGGUACUCCUUGGUUGUACAUUUGUCGUCAUACACCAUUUUCAGGACUUAGAGGCUCGUGGUGUGGUAUCCGAAUCAUGUAAAUAAUCUCAGAGGGGCGGGGAGGGUGAUGAUAUCCUUUGAGGAAUGAGAUCAACGUAGUUCUUUUAAAUAGAUAUAAAAACAAGCCUGUAUACGGACUUGUUGCGAUCACCAGAAAAUUCAGAAGAUCAAGAUUGGAGAGAUAUUUGCAACCGUUCUCGUAGUUUUGGUGUUGCUCAACACAGGUGGUUUGAAAGUAGCCGAGAGAUUAAAUUUGGUCUCAAGUGGUUCAAAGAUGGCGACCAGUGUCGUAAACAGUUCGGCAGCCACUGCCGUGGCCUUCUCAGUGUGCACAGCAAGAACCUGCGACGUAUGCGCCAACAAGAAUGCGCAAUGGUUUUGCUCAGCAGAUGAUGCGUACUUGUGCACAGCCUGCGACACGCAAGUCCACUCUGCGAAUGCGCUGUCUCGUCGUCACGAACGAAUUCAUCUUCCUGCCCAUGGCAUGCGGACGCAAUCGCACGCCACGGGAUUCCAGGUUCCAGCGGAGGGACAGUGCGGUGCCUACAUCAUGAAGAGGCUACAUCCACAUCCUGAGCAGGUUCUGCCUUCGCGCAAACGGUCGAGGGUAAGCAAGCCUUAUUCUCACCAUCUGAGGAAGCUCACCAGAAUGGUUUCGAAAGAUUUGAUCAAGUCUGAGGACUUAGUUGCGAUCAACGCAGAGGCGAAGCUAUUUGAUUUCCUCAACACAGAUGAAGUCCUGCACGGUGGCAACCAGGAAGUUCCAUCGCUUUCCAUCGUGAUGGGCGCCGACGCUGCAUGCUCCCCCGACAUCGACCUACUAUCUUCUGAUUACAAAUUUCAGGGUAACGAUCAUUCGGCUUCGGCAGACUCGUUUGCGGCGUUCUUCAAGGGAAAAGCAGCUCCCUCGCAGACCCUUUUCGAUGACAGCGACCAGUUUCUCGUUCCCGACGCUUUCAACUUCCGUUUCGACGUCGAAAUAUCCGACCCCAGCACCACCCCAGCGGACGCAAUCAUUGGCCUCUCAAGCGAGGCAUUUUUCCAUUCGGGUGAUAUUCCCGGGCUCGAUGGAUUCGAGAGCUUCGUUCCAGACUUGAGCGUCCCUGGAAAUUUCGGCUUGAACUUAGACCAAGAGCUUCAUAAUGGUGUGCAGGCUCCCUCACAACCAACAGAACCUGCUUCCCUCGGAUGCAAACGCAACUUAGCAGCGCCUGACCACACCACCGCUGGUCCCUUUGCCAAGUUCUUCGCUCAGAAGCCCAAAUCCGAGUCGCAGGAGCUGAUUUCUCAUGACGAGAUCAAGAGAGAAGCUAAGGAGAUGCUCAAGUGCUGCCGUGAGGGAGACGGCGAUGCCCAAAUGGUGCCUACCCUCAAGUUGAACUUGGAAGAUGUCUUGGCUGCAUGGUCUGACAAAGGGGAGCCAUGGAUCUCAUCCGACGAAUCGACCUCCUCAGGUAGUGAUGUUGGCCUGGUCCCGGACAUGCACUUCUCGACGGCCGAUGACAACCAGAGUGGCGGUGGCAGGGAUGCCAAAGUCCUUCGGUACAAGGAGAAGCGGGCAACUCGCCUAUUCUCGAAGAAGAUCCGGUAUGAGGUCAGGAAGGUCAAUGCGGAGCGUCGCCCCCGCAUGAAGGGCAGAUUCGUGAAGAGGACAUCGAGCAACUCAUAGACGCCAUUGUGCAGCUCCGCCCAUCUGCCAGAAUAAACCUGUUUCAUUUUUGUAGUUAAGUUUUCCAAAGGUUCAUCAUCCGGUAGCGUCGUUUUAGCAGUCGCUAGUGAAGCUCGUAGGAUAGCAAGGUGUGAUCUGUCGGGCAGCAAGAGCCGACGCCGAAACAAAUUCGCAGUCUACUUUGGCUUGGUCAGUCAAAAUUUGUUUCAGGUACGUGUCUUUUUGUUGGCUUGUAAAGCUGUAUUCGAAGAUGGAGACUUGGCGUUGUCAUGUAUCAUAGAAAUAUCUCCGGCGCUCGCUGUAAAUCUAAGAUGGCCGUACACGUUUGCGGGGCCUUCGAAUGAAGAUGUUUCGAAGGUGUACGUUAGUCGGAAACCGGACUGGUCGAUUGUUGAGCGUGGGCACUGGAGGGAACCCUUUUUUGCCACCCCUACGGUGAUUCAUUUGGCAAGGCUCGGCACCGCAUUUGUGCGGUUUUUAAAUGAGGGUUGCAUUUUACAGCUUUUUUCAUUAGUUCUCAGUCAUAAGAAGCAUGGCUUCCAACCUUGAGCUUGUGAGAAUCAAUAGAAAUUUUCAUUGGUUUAUUUCCACGUUGAAGACGAAAGGCUACGAUUGUGCCAUUCGUCUUCGGGUUGGAUUAUUUUACCUCUGUUUUCUUUUUUUUCCUUUUUCUCUUAUCUUCCGGUAAUACUAACAAGGCUGUCUUAACUUUUGUGCA
Physcomitrium patens is the source of this 2774-nucleotide messenger RNA. Its product is annotated as zinc finger protein CONSTANS-LIKE 7. The record is from RefSeq and is a predicted model, not a curated record. NCBI's taxonomy places the organism in Eukaryota, Viridiplantae, Streptophyta, Bryopsida, Funariales, Funariaceae. Gene Ontology annotation, biological process: regulation of DNA-templated transcription. Gene Ontology annotation, cellular component: nucleus. Gene Ontology annotation, molecular function: zinc ion binding; protein binding.